AUGAUACUAGAGUAGCCAACCACCACGCGCUCUUAAUAUAAACAAUUUCCAGCUUCGCUUUUCCCACAGAAAAUUAAAAGAAACGACCCCGUUCCGUCCUCAUUCUGUCUUUAUCCCGUUUCCUCCUUAACGUCGUCAUUCCUUCCCAUCUGGCCAGAACCUCGUUGGACGGUCGUCAGAGACGUGACACGAGUAUCACACCCUUCUGCAUUAAAUACAACGUACAACUGGCGAAAGAAAAAUCGCAGAAAAACACCUAUCCGUGGUUUGGCCAGGUAAACGAAGAAGAACGAGGUCUCCACGAGGGUGUUCCACCUCAGUCCGCCCUCGGUCGUCCAUUAAAUCCCGUGAGUUACGGUUGAUUCUCGCCAGUGCUCAAGGGACUCGGUGGUCGCGUUCAACAAACAACGAGAAAAAAUUGUAACAUUGUUUUGUAGACAACGCUCGAAAUUCAUCUUUACAAUGACUCGAUCUAUUAGGUAGACUGGAAAGUAACGUCGUUUCGUUUACAUUAAAUUCAAACGAAUUUUCGAUAAAUUUCUAUUUUUAAGCAAUUAUGUAAUCGUCCUCGUUAUCAACAGCCACCUAGUGUGCAAAUUUUCGAUGAUCGAUAAACAUCAACGUGCUGUUGAGUGAUAAACACGGAUUUAAAAUUGCAAAAACGACAUUACUUUCCGGUCUACCCGAUACAAGGCCUUAACGUUUUACGAUAGAAAUUUACAUUUCUCGAAAGUUACUUAUGCUGACGUAAAUACUUAUCCACGUAAAGCAUGCAUCCAAAUUACUUUCCGAUUAUCGUACCGAUACAUCCGAAUCGCUACGAAUUCCUGAUAGAUGUAAACGUCGUCGAAGAGGUCUUAGAAAGUAACCCUGAAAAGAAGAAAUAAAUAAGAGAGCAAAGAUACCAAGUACCCGCGUAUGGGUCGGGUGAAUUGACCUGAUAUUUCUUAGGGACGCGGAUAUCUUGCACGUGGAUGCGCAAUGUGAUGGCCAGGACGGCAGCCAGGCAGACGGUCGGUUCACGAAGCGGUUCUCUUAGUACCGAUGAGACCCACGUGUUUGUACUUAAUCCCAUGCCCCAGCUGACCGACGUCCUAAGGCUUCCCUAAACUAUGUAGAGCUGGUGAACGCACGGCUUUUCUCUUUAUUCUUAUCCAGCGUUACACAAAGUUUCGCCGUUCCCUGACGAACGGAGUGCCAGGAGUAACGAGGUCCCUGGUUCGUUCCCGUGUCGCCUGUACGGACAGUGCCAUGGGUUCCCGUUGAUCGACACCUUGGACCAGGUAUGGUUUUGUGUUGGUGCGGUUGGAAACUGGGUUUCGAGGCCAAUACGUGUCAUAGUCGACGAGGGUUGAGGGAGAAGGCGUUCCUGGGGAUCGAUGAACCAAGUUCACCCGAAUAUCUGGGCCCGUCGAUAAACACAGUGGGAAAAUGAAUCCGUCCGAGUCGCAGCAAAAUCUUCUGGCGAACGAGGCGAGGGCGCCGUCGGUGCAAUCCUUAACCCCACCACAGGACUACGCUCUUGGCCCAGUUGAGAAGCACUUCCUGCUAAGCGCGGAACGAGGUGAUUGUGCCACUGUCAAAAGGUUACUGGAGGAGAACAAGGACCACCCAGAGCUGCUGAACAUCAACUGCGUGGAUCCCCUGGAUCGAUCAGCCCUGAUCGCCGCCAUCGAGAACGAAAACGUCGAGUUGAUCAAUUUGCUCCUCGAGCUCGGGAUCCAAGUGAAGGAUGCACUCUUACACGCCAUAAAGGAGGAGUACGUGGAAGCUGUGGAGAUCCUUUUGGAAUGGGAGGAGAGGACACACACGCCCGGGCAACCUUACAGUUGGGAAGCCGUCGACAGGUCAUCGUCGAACUUCACCCCAGACAUAACACCGCUGAUUUUGGCCGCACACAAAAACAACUACGAGAUCUUGAAGAUACUCCUCGACCGUGGCGCGACGCUCCCUACUCCCCAUGACGCCAGGUGCGGUUGCGACGAGUGCGUGACGUCCAGCGAGCAAGACUCCCUGAGGCACUCGCAAGCUCGAAUAAACGCGUAUCGCGCCCUCACUUCGCCAUCUUUGAUCGCCCUGUCCUCGAGGGAUCCUCUUCUUACGGCCUUCGAGCUGUCCUGGGAGCUACGACGACUCAGCAAAAUGGAGCAGGAAUUUCGAUUCGAGUACAACGAGAUGCGAGAGCAGACGCAAAAUUUCGCCACUUCUCUGCUGGAUCACGCGCGCACGUCCCUGGAACUGGAAGUGAUGCUGAAUUACAAUCCGCACGGUGAGAACUGGGAACCGGGUGAGAGACAGACGUUGGACAGGCUCAAGCUGGCCAUCAAGUACAAGCAGAAACAGUUCGUAGCCCACCCGAACGUGCAACAACUGCUGGCUGCGAUCUGGUACGACGGGUUGCCAGGCUUCAGAAGGAAAAGUAUGAUCGGACAGUUCAUAGAAGUCGGGAAACUCGGCGCCAUGUUUCCCGUAUACAGCUCGAUCUACAUGCUCUCGCCUACCUCGCCUAUGGGUCUGUUCAUGAAGAAACCGUUCGUCAAGUUCAUAUGUCACUCAUCCUCCUACGCUUUCUUCCUGAUGCUGCUGGGGAUGGCGUCGCAACGCAUCGAGUACCUGGCAAUCGAGUUAUUCGGGAACGCCUGGCUGCUGGACAUAUUAGCUGAGUGGAAGAGACGAGAACGUGGCUGCAUUCCUGGCUUCGUCGAAUCCGGUGUCAUCAUCUAUGUUAUCAGUUUAGUCACGGGCGAGAUGAGAUCGUUAUGGUCGGACGGGAUCUUGGAAUACGUAUCCGAUCUCUGGAACGUGGUGGACUUCAUUCAGAACGUGUUUUACGUAAUCUGGGUAGUGUUGAGGCUGACAGCGUGGAUUAUAGUUCAGAGGGAGUACUGGAGUGGCGUGGAUCCUUGGUAUCCCAGAGAUCAAUGGCACGCCUUCGAUCCCAUGCUGCUUUCCGAAGGAGCCUUCGCCGCGGGAAUGAUUUUCAGUUUUUUGAAGCUCGUUCACAUAUUCAGCGUGAAUCCCCACCUCGGUCCACUCCAAAUUUCCCUGGGGAGGAUGAUAAUAGACAUUAUCAAGUUCUUCUUCAUCUACACGCUGGUCCUGUUCGCCUUCGGUUGCGGAAUGAAUCAGCUGAUGUGGUACUACGCGGACCUGGAGAAGAUGAAGUGCUACAGCAUAAAGGGCUUCCCCGAUCUGCCCGACUUCGACAAUCAGGAAAAAGCGUGCUCCAUUUGGAGACGUUUCGCUAACUUAUUCGAGACGUCGCAAUCGCUUUUCUGGGCCAGUUUCGGUAUGGUGGACCUGAUGUCCUUCGACCUGACGGGAAUAAAAAGCUUCACGAGGUUCUGGGCGCUGCUCAUGUUCGGCUCCUACUCCGUGAUCAAUGUCAUCGUUCUCCUCAACAUGCUGAUCGCUAUGAUGUCCAAUUCCUAUCAAAUCAUCUCGGAAAGAGCCGAUACGGAAUGGAAGUUUGCCAGAAGCCACCUGUGGAUGAGCUACUUCGAAGACGGUGACACGGUGCCACCUCCCUUCAAUAUGGUCCCGACCGGCAAAACGUUCACCAAAAUCUUCUCUUGCGGAAAAACUGGCCGUCAGACGAGAUCUCUGAUCAAAAAAUCGAGGGAAAAGGCGCUGGCGAGGCACGACACGGUUAUGCGACUUCUGAUACGACGUUACGUGACCGCCGAGCAAAGGAAACGCGAUGAUUUUGGCAUCACCGAGGACGAUGUGAUCGAGAUAAGGCAGGACAUCUCUACAUUGCGAUACGAGUUGAUCGAUAUCCUACGGCAGAACGGAAUGAGAACACCGCAGUUCGACAAACAGGAGGCGGCGCUGUCUGGUAAGAAGGGUCGAGUGAUGGAACGUCGCCUCCAGAAGGACUUCCAGAUCGGUAUAGUGGAGGGCAUAGUGAACGCCGUGAUCCAAAGCGAGAAAGAACCUAAAGACGUGUUCAGCCAGAUCGCCAAGGCGAUAGGUCGUAAGAGCAGCGGAAGCAAGAAGGAUUGGAACGCCGUUGUCAGGAAGAACACCAUCGUGAGGGAUCCAAUUGGUAGCACGAGCGAGGCGUCGAUGAAACGACGCAGCAUUCGUCGGCUACCUCAUCAGGCCAAUUCAGACCUAGCGUCGUUGGAUCCUAAUCGUCUGGUCGACUACAAUCCAAACCUGACGGAAGUCUCGCCGACCACCAGGAUCGCCUACGCGAAGUUCAUGAUGAGUCGAAUGAAACCAGGGGCUGAGCAAGAUGGCGAAGAGGGCAAGGAAGAAGAGGGCGGCGAGCGUGCCACGAAAGUGAGCAUUCAGGAACCGGAUCGUCCUGUGCCAAUGCUGAAGAAGAGCCUGCUGAAGUCGAUGAGCGGUGGCAGCUUGGACAAAGGAGGCGAGAAGUCGGUGUCCAUCGAAGUGAGGUCGCCCUCGCCGAUACCCGAGGACCCUAGAGAGGACGACGCGACGAGGUCACCGCAGGGUAAGGCUGGCGCUGCCAAACCGAAGCCUGGACCUAGCCAGCCACCGAAGAAGGAGGAUGAAGGGAAGAAAGAGGACGGGGACAAGAAGAAGGACGAUGACGAGGCUAAGAAGAAGAAAGAGGAGGAGGAAAAGAAGAAAAAGGAGGAGGCGGAGAAGAAGAAGAAGGAAGAGGAGAAGAAAAAGAAGGAGGAGGAGGAGAAGAAGAAGAAGGAGGGCGGCGACAAGAAGGAGGGCGGCGACAAGAAGGAAGGUGGGGAGGAGAAGAAGGAAGGUAAAGAGGACAAGAAGAACUCCGGUGACCAAGCAGCCAAACCUCCACCUCCAGAAGAUAACGUACCGGUUGCUACUACGAAACUGCGUGGAAAGUCAAAGGCUACCGGUCAAAUCAUGGGCGGAUGGAUCUGAACUCUCUACGUUGAAUCGUUCAUUACAAAACUGGUGUAAGAUUUUUUUGUUUAAAUACUCUCUAUUCGUGAAUUCUAUUAAAAAGUAGAUCUCAGAAAGAAAGAAAUUAUUCGAAAUUUUAUUCUUACUUCGAUUUAUUCAAAGAAAUUAAAAUUUGUUCAAAGACGUCGAAAUUUGAGAUCUUGGAACAAAGAGGAAGACUUGCACCGGCAUCGUAACGAACGGUUUCUUAUUUAUCGAUAGAAGGAAAACGUUGGCCGACUCGGUACCAUGACUACGACGUUCGAUAUCGAUCUAAAGAGCAUGACACGCGACUACCCAAGUUUCGUACUUUCGUAUUUUUUUGUAAUACUACGCAUUUCUACAACACGACCGAUGCUAAUCAUAGCUUGACAGCAGAUCACCCUAAGCCCUCGAGAAUAUUAAGCGUAGCUGUUUGAGAUUUCCAAACGAUCAAUGCAUGCCUCGCUAAUAAUAAAGGCAAUUAUCUUUCAGCGAUAAGAAAGUAUUGUAUUCCUCUCGCGCUUAUCGUUUUCUGUCUAUUCUUUCUCUCGGUAUACGUGAUUAGUCCCGUCGUCGAUCUCGUCGACGCAAGGUGAUACUUUUGUGCACUGUUCUAGAGAUAAAUCACCAUUCGUCCAUCGAUCCAUCGAUAUAUAUUCAUCUUUCUAUUCGUAUACACUUAGCACCGCUGCCAACGUUACGCGGACUCUGUCAGUUUCACGAAAUUCCAUUUAAUCGAUAGGAGCUUAAGAGUCGAUCUUUUUUAAAAA
Hylaeus anthracinus is the source of this 5642-nucleotide messenger RNA. RefSeq names its product transient receptor potential protein (gene trp). Gene Ontology annotation, biological process: calcium ion transmembrane transport; regulation of cytosolic calcium ion concentration; manganese ion transport. Lineage: Eukaryota; Metazoa; Arthropoda; Insecta; Hymenoptera; Colletidae. Bases 1432 to 4869 code for a protein of 1145 amino acids. Gene Ontology annotation, cellular component: cation channel complex; membrane. The record is from RefSeq and is a predicted model, not a curated record. The transcript has 18 exons. Gene Ontology annotation, molecular function: store-operated calcium channel activity; protein binding; inositol 1,4,5 trisphosphate binding.